AUGGAACAAUUGUCAGACGAAUCAGAGAACAUUCCUCUCCUUAAUGAACAAGGAACAGAAAUAGAUGAUUCAUCAAAGAGCUUAGACAAUAAUCAAGAAGAAGAGAGAAAAGACAUAAUGCAAGAGCCCAAUGUUGAAAUGAGUUUUAAUUCUAUCGACGAGGCAUUUGAAUACUAUAGGAAAUAUGGGAAGCAAUCAGGAUUCCCGGUCAAAAAGAGAACAUCAAGAAAGGGAGAUGAUGGGAGUACAAGAUAUGUUACUAUUUCAUGUGGUAGAGCCGGGAAAUUUAAAAGUACAACAAGUAACUCUCUAAAGCCUCGUCCAAGUGUGAAGACUGAUUUCAAUCGUGGAUUAAGUUCAUCAAUCAAGAGGAGGCUUGAGUUGAAUGAUGUUGCUAAAAUAGGGACAAACAAGAGUUACAACUUGAUUGUUGUUGAAGCUCGGGGAUAUGAGAAUGUACCAUUUUUAGAAAAAGAUGCUCGAAAUCACAUUGAAAAAAUGAGGAGAUUGCGGCUGAAGGAAGGUGAUGCUAGUGCAGUUCAAACUUACUUUUUGGAUAUGCAAGCCAAGAAUGCUAAUUUCUUCUAUGCCAUUGAUAUAAAUGAAAAGGGUCGACUGAGAAAUUUGUUUUGGGCAGAUGCAAGGAGUAGGGCAGCAUACCAUGAAUUCGGUGAUGUUAUUACAUUUGACACUACUUAUUUGACAAAUAAGUAUGAAAUGCCUUUUGCUCCAUUUGUGGGGGUUAAUCAUCAUGGACAGUCGAUAUUGCUAGGAUCAUGCAUGUCUGGGAAUGCUCCUGGUGGAAUUAUUACUGAUCAAGAUAGAGCUAUGAGAAACGCCAUUGAGAUUGUCUUCCCGAAUACUAGGCACCGUUGGUGCUUGUGGCAUAUACUAAAGAAACUUCCUGAAAAGUUAAAAGGAUAUGCAAAAUAUGAAUCUAUCUCGAUAACCUUGUUAAACACAAUUUAUGAUUCAUUAUCUCGUAUUGAGUUUGAGGAACGUUGGGAUGAGAUGAUUAAGAAGUAUGAGUUGCAGAAAAAUGAUUGGUUGGAUGUCAUGUUUGAGGAGAGAACUCGUUGGGUUCCAAGUUUUGUUAAAGAUUUUUUUUGGGCAGGAAUGUCUACCACACAAAGAAGUGAAAGUAUGAAUUCAUUCUUUGAUGGCCAUGUCAAUUCUAAGACUACCUUGAAACAAUUUGUUGAGCAGUAUGAAAAUGCACUGAGAAGUAAGGUGGAGAAAGAAAACCAUGAAGAUUUUAAGUGUUUCUCAUAUAGUCUUCUUGGUGCAACUCAUUAUGACAUGGAGGUACAAGCACACAAUAUUUACACAAUUUCAAAGUUUAAAGAGUUUCGAGAUGAAUUAACUGGUAAAAUGUAUUGUGACUUCAUUUCUGUUGAAGUGGAUAACUCAGUUUCAGAGUACAUAAUUUCUAAAGAUAUCAAGGUUGGAGAGAUGAAGAAAACUGUUCACUUUCAGGUUUCAUUCAACGAAGAAAGUGAUGAUAUUCACUGUAAUUGUUGCCUCUUUCAGUUUAGAGGUAUACUAUGCAGACAUGCGAUAUAUGUUUUGAUUUGUCAUAAGAAAAUCAUGAUUCCUGACAAAUAUAUCAUGAGAAGAUGGAGAAAGGAUGUGAAGAGAUGUCACACAAUGGUUAAAAUCAGUUAUGGCGGAUGGGAUGCUAGACCUGACUCACAAAGGCUUGACAAAAUGCAAAAGAACUUUGACGAUAUUAAGGAAUUAGCGUAUGAUUCUGAAGAUAAGUGUAUGAUAGUUUUGUCUUGUUUGAACAACCUAAAAGAUGAACUAUCCAAACACGAGUCCAACACCACUGGCGCUUGUGGAGGUGUUGAACCAGUGCCUGGGUCACCUAUUAAUACUAAUGGGUGCGAAGUUGAUGGUAUUUCAAAUCCAAGUCAGCACAUACUUACUCCACUGGUUAAGAAGAGAAAAGGUCGGCCACCAUCUAAAAGGAAGGUGUCUAAGGUAGAGGAAGAGAGUUCAAGCACAGCAAGUCGCCGACCCUUAGAAAAGAAUGACUUUGAGAAAGAACAAGAGAAAGGAGUCAAAAACAAACAAAAUGGAAGGAGCAAGUCUGCAGCAAGCAAAAAGCAAAAUAAUGAAGGAGAAAGAAUGAAGGACAUUUCAACCUCCACAAGUGGCAAUACCAGAAGAGUUCGUAUACCAUCGAAAAGACUAUUGGAAACAAUUUGA
This is a messenger RNA of Argentina anserina (silverweed cinquefoil), 2211 nucleotides long. Its product is annotated as protein FAR1-RELATED SEQUENCE 6-like. Lineage: Eukaryota; Viridiplantae; Streptophyta; Magnoliopsida; Rosales; Rosaceae. The record is from RefSeq and is a predicted model, not a curated record. Gene Ontology annotation, biological process: regulation of DNA-templated transcription. The transcript has 6 exons. Bases 1 to 2211 code for a protein of 736 amino acids. Gene Ontology annotation, molecular function: zinc ion binding.